This is a messenger RNA of Oryzias latipes (Japanese medaka), 6233 nucleotides long. RefSeq names its product synaptotagmin X (gene syt10). The record is from RefSeq and is a predicted model, not a curated record. Gene Ontology annotation, cellular component: plasma membrane; exocytic vesicle. NCBI's taxonomy places the organism in Eukaryota, Metazoa, Chordata, Actinopteri, Beloniformes, Adrianichthyidae. Gene Ontology annotation, biological process: calcium-ion regulated exocytosis. Gene Ontology annotation, molecular function: clathrin binding; SNARE binding; calcium ion binding.
GGUCUGCGGGGGCUCGUGGGGAACACUCUAGUUACAGUGCUAGAAAAAGUAACGCCGUUACAACCUACCAUUAGCGGGAUUCGCUAUUAACAGCAGCGCAUUGCCAUUGGACGCAGGGAGGGGUUGGAGUCACCCCCCCUGCCCCCCACACGCACACCCUCUCACCGCAGACUUGUUAUUCGAAGAGCGUGAGCGCGUGCGGACAGUCGCUCCUCGUUGCGCACUGGGCAUGGAUCAGGACGCAGCGCUUCUCCCCGUCUGCUGCGGACGCGCUGCGCUCUGGGGCGCAUAGGAAAGGUGCCCAAAUGAACCGCCGCCCUCCCGGCUCCUCUGGCGUGCAAUGGCUUAACAGGAGAGACAUGAAGCUCCGCACAGAGGACUUCACCGCGGAGCAGUGCCUGGACGCUAUCGAAAUCGUUUGGGAACUUUGCCGGGCGGACCAUGUAAACCGGGACAAAUGCAGGGAUGUGUUUCCUCUGGGGAGCAGCAUUCCAGGCAGAGGACACGCAGACAUCUCAAUCAGUCUCCUUGCGGUGGUGGUGGGUUUCUGUGGCCUCGCCCUGUUGGCAGUGUCUCUCUUUGUCUUUUGGAAGCUAUGUUGGCCCAUUUGGAGGAGCAAAGCGCUGCCGACCCACUGUGAGAAUGGUCUGCACGUGGGCUUCGACGUGCCUCCGCCCAGAUCCCCUCCCAUUACUGAGUAUAAAGCAGCGGAGCUGGAAAAGAAGAAGCCCCUGGAGGUGAAAGUGAACGGGCGGAGCUCCGUGAAGAUUCUGGAGGCAGCCAUGAAGAUCAGCCAGACUUCUCCAGACAUCCCCGCUGAGGUGCAAACAGCCCUGAGGGAGCGGAUCAGCCCUCAGCCUCCAAGAAUCCAAAGGCAGACCACGGAGCCAACUUCCUCCUCCAGGCACAAUUCAUUCCGGCGCCACUUACCUCGUCAGAAGAAUGUCACAAGCGUUGACUUCAACAUGGACGUCGUGCCUCUGCGCCAGUCCUCCACGGUGAGCAUUGGGAGGAUUAAACCGGAGCUCUACAAGCAGAAGUCUGUGGAUUCUGAGGACGAGUCCAGAGGGCCAGUCGAGACUUGUGGAAAGCUCAGCUUCUCCCUGCGUUACGACUAUGAGGAGCAAGCUUUGGUGGUGAAAAUCCUUAAAGCUUUAGAUCUUCCCGCUAAAGACUUCACCGGCACCUCCGAUCCGUACGUGAAGAUCUACCUGCUGCCCGAGCGUAAGAAAAAGUUCCAAACACGAGUUCACCGCAAGAAUCUGAACCCCACGUUCGACGAAACCUUCUGUUUCCCCGUGGCCUACGAUGAGCUCUGCAAUCGAAAGCUGCACUUCAGCGUCUACGACUUCGACCGAUUCACCAGCCAUGAUAUGAUUGGCGAGGUGGUGGUUGACAACCUCUUUGAACUCUCUGAUCUUUCAAGAGAAGCAGUGGUGUGGAAGGAUAUUCACGCAGCAACUAUGGAGAGCGUCGACUUGGGGGAGAUCAUGUACUCGCUGUGCUACCUCCCCACAGCAGGGAGAAUGACCCUGACUGUCAUCAAAUGCAGAAACCUCAAAGCCAUGGACAUCACAGGCUCUUCAGAUCCGUACGUCAAGGUUUACCUGGUGUGUGAUGGGCGGAGGCUGAAGAAGCGGAAAACAACAACUAAGAAGAGCACUCUUAAUCCUGUCUUCAAUGAGGCCAUCAUCUUUGACAUUCCCCCGGAGAACGUGGAACAAGUCAGUCUGUCCAUCAUGGUGAUGGAUUAUGAUCGAGUUGGACACAAUGAGGUGAUUGGCGUGUGUCGAGCCGGGCCAGAUGCAGUGGGCCUUGGACGAGAUCACUGGAACGAAAUGUUGGCUUACCCGCGGAAACCCAUCACACACUGGCACGCUCUGGGGGAGUGGCCUGGAAGAGCAGCAAGUUUUGAAAGUCAAGGUUCGUGUUCUUCUCCCAAACCUCCAAAGACUCCCUGACGAAGGCUGAUAAAGUCACAGCAUCACUGUAAGAAACCGCACGUUUGUUGCUGAGGGAGCUGUGGCAUUAAACAGUCACCAGAGCAUGUGUGAAAACCGAUUUCCUUCUGAUCGGUUUCCUUUUAGAUCCUACUGAAAUGUAUUUAGGUUGUUUGAAUGCAAGUUCUCUAAAUGCUCUUCAGAGCUGGCUAUGCACAGCACAUACAAAAGUCUUACAAGGUUCUAUUUGCCAAACAUCUACAUAGAUGCCGUGAUUGACACGCCUCACUUUAACGAGUCCUUCGUGGUUCAUUUGAAGCAGUCUGAGCUUGGUUUUGGCCCGAUUGCUCUUUAGUGUUUUGCCAUCUUACCUAUAUGAGACAAAAAUUACAGGGCUGGCUGCUCGGUGCCGUAAGAUUACAUAUUAAAUAGAUUGAAUAAGUCAACAUCCAACAACUGAGGCAGCUGAGCGUCAAGGGCUGAGUAAAUCUUAAAAAACCUGUUAGUCACAAGUGUGACAGAUAUAUGAAACAGGCUGUCAUUGAAGAACGUUCAGAGCAACAGUAGAAGUAGCAGACACAUGUAGCAAACAAACGGAGAAAGAUGUUUUAGAAAAAACCUGACUGGCGCUAACAUAUUUAAAUAUGAAAUAUGGAAUUAUUUUUGUACACGAAUUUUUGAUUCAUAAGUACAAACAAAACUAAGCCAAUUGUUAAACAAUGAGACUUACCGUGUUCUGCUUCGUGCAAUUUUGCUUCAGUUUUACGACUGUCCUUCCUGACCCAACCCUCAUCCUUUACCCCAACGGGCUCAUGGGCUCAAGUGCCUCCAUGUGGUUGUUGUCGUUUACAGCACCUGAUGGCCCAACACUGCUUAAGCCUUAGUCACAACUGCCCUUACGGGUGGAUACAGGCUGUCUGCGGGCGAAAAAGGGGCUAACCUGUAUGGGGAAUGCAGGUGGUCUGCACAGAAUGUUAAGGUCGUAGAUUGCUUAGUGAACCCAGCGAAAAGGUUGUUGCACAUUAUUUUCUAUGGGCAUGCUGCAAGCAACAGGUCAUAGUGAACACUUACACAACAGACACAUGGGGUAAGGUAGAAGUGAGGAAGGUGAGAACGGACAGAUUUUUUCGUGAUAAGUGAUAAGUCCACGUUCCUUGCACGCAACCUGGCUGCUAGAAAUGAGGAAAUUAAACAAUCAGAGUGUAGUUUGUGGGGGUGUCCUUAUGUAUCACGUGCACAACCCAUGCGUGAGGCGUCUGUCAGGGGCCAGUACUCGCACCUUACCAACGACUAGAGUGUGGCGUGAGACCACCAUAUGACACCAUAUGACAGCAUCACCUAACAGAAACUAACGUUAGCUUUACGAAUACUUUGCAAUUCCCCUUACAUAUGCACCACAAUGGUACUUUUCAUUUUUAUGAUGUCCCUUAAGGUGGCAGUAGAAGCUUUAAUGGAAGUGUAAGACACACCUCCGCUCCCCUUAAGAUGCGGCUAAUCCUCUCUAUGACCCUUUCCACAGACUGGGCAACCCUAAAACCUGCAGAACCCGUACAGUUCAACCCCCGGUAUGGGUGCAUGUGACCAGGGCUUUAGCAUCUUAAGCCAUCAUGGUUAAGAAGUAAGUCUUAUAAAAAUCACGAGUGCCAGAUGCCCCCUCCCCCGCGGUGGCUUGGUGGGUACUGCAUUCAGUUUGUAACCAGAGGGUUGCAGGUUAAGGUCAAGGUAAGGUCACAGUCCAGGUGUAUCCAUCUACGACUAAAUGCUAAAUAAUUAAUGCAAAUAUCUUACCUUGAAUUUGCAUAAACAAGGAUCAGAUACAAUAAAAAGAGUUCCAAAGGAAACUACGGAAGCAUGGCCAAGAUAAAUAGAAAAUAGAAUUUUUUUUGGUCAAAUUUACUUUUUUUGGUUUUCAAAUUUUCCAUAAUUUCUUCAAGUUUACAAUGUGUACUUUUGAGUUGAAAACUGUAAACAAGGCAAAUUUUUGAUACAUUUAAAAUUCCAGCCACACAAACAAAUGCACUGCCACUCACCUUAAGAAAAUUAAGAACUUCAACAACUACAAAUCAAUAUGCAACAUUUCCCAAAAUUAAUAUUUGCAAUUAGUCACCUUAUAAUCACAACCCGUUAAGAAGAUUCCUUAGAUCAUUUGACAUUAAAAUUGAUAACAUCUCUUCAUUUCAUGGGAGUAAUAAUAAACCAAUAAAAAAAACACAUAGCAAAUAGAAAAAGGCUAUGAACUGUUAUCUUACUUGCACAUGCAGUAAAUUUUCUUUUUGUUCAACCCUUAAUAUGAAAGAACUAUUUUUACUUGUAGCAUGCCUGUCACUAUUUAAAAAAAGCACUUACUGAAGGAAAUGUGAGUAUGUUUGAGUAUUUGUAUUUUUUGAAGUUUGUCUAUAAAGUUGUGUAAAUAUUCCUACAACACUCAACCCUGUUUUUUGUACAGUUGGGACUCGGUGUGAAACUGAAAAGAAAACUAAAAUCUUUUAUUUGCAAAUGAAUUGACAGUUAAAGAAAUUAUAUAAAAAUAUAUUUGAUGUUAUUUAUAUAAUUUAAAACUAUGUACUGUAAGUUUUCUGAAUAUAUUCACGGUUUAAAAAGUUCAGAUGUUUAUUAUAGUUUGAGCAUUUGUCAGGUUCAAAAAAAGCAAAUAUCGUAAAGAAUUUUGUUUUUCGUGAAUCUUUGAAUAUUUUCAGCAGUUGAUUGGUCUGCAGGCAGAUCAGUUUAACUACUAGGUUGCACAAAAUUGCAAACAAGUAUUUAGCAUUAUCCUCUUAUUAUAAGCAAGGCCUUUUUGCUUUCAUCUGAUUGUUAACAGCCUGAAUGUCUCUAAGUUUAAAUUAAAAUAAACCUCUGUUAUUUUCAGACAGGUUUUUUCCCAGUGUUCUUUGCAGUGGCUCUAAUAUUGUUGACAUUAUGCAUUACAUAUUUGCUCUACGCAGCUAUUUCCAAGAGGAAGAAUCUGCUAAAUUAGACAAGCCUGUAGGUCACAAGUGUCAGAUCGGUUAUGUAUUCACUCUGCAAACUGACAGCUGAUUGGCUAACUAGACUCAUAGUGGAGAGCUUUCCCCGAAGGAUGCUCAACAUUCUCCUUUAAUCAGUUCUGUACAGGGCGAACUCACACAGAAGUGAGCAGGAGUGGUUUUCUGGUCUAAUGUGGUCAGUGUGGCCUGAUUUGCUUUAUUUAGGUACCUGGUGGUGCAAACCUGUAAAUUUUAGGCUAAAUACUAAAGCACUGGAGGAAUAUUUUGCUCAUUAUAUGAAUCAAUAUUGUGGGAAUUUUGGAAAAUUGAAAUAUUUUUGAAAAUUAUGAAUCAGUUGACAGUUAGAAUAAGUUAAAAAAAACACAUCUUUAGUGCUUAAAAAUUCAAAUUUGUUUCUAUUAACAAAUGAGGUUUAAUUUGAUACACAAGACCCUCCUCUGUGAAGUGACAAUUAAGUUUAAGGCCUCCUGCAAAUGUUUAGUUUACACUCUGCUUUUUCUAAUAUUUAUUCUUCUUAUUAUAUUUUACUUCUAACAAAAACCUUCUUUUUUAUCUCCUCAGAAAUUUGAGCUGAUGUAAAAUGUGUUUGAAAAAAAAAAAGAUUCUCUGUGGGCAGUUUCAGCCCUCCGUGGUCCAAAUUUUCUAGCCAUUUCAAAGCUGAUUACCUGGAUCAGAUGUAUCCAAUCAGAAGCUGCAAAUGCUCGGAUGUUUGCAAAAGAAGCUGGACAGUGACUCCACCCCCGAGGUCUGGAGCUGUGAAUGCAUCACAAUGCAUGUAUUCGACUUAAACAAACGUUUUUAUUUGCUUUUUCAAAAAAUAGUUUCAAUUUCAGUUUCACAAUGUGUCCCUACUUUGAGAAAAACAUGUAAAAGAUGGUUGUUCUUGUCAAUGGCACUGUUUAUAAAAUAGAAAAGUAAAACCUACAGAGUUGUUGUGCAUUUAUGAACAUAGAGAAAUCACUAUGUAUUUUUAUUGUUUGGUGACACUUUGAAAAGCUCAAACUUGUAACUGAGUGACAUUUAUUCACGUCCUGUAAUAGUGGUGCACAAGUUAGUCAAACUGGAGGUCCAAUCCAGCCAAUUCUACCCUUUCAAGUUAUUCCAUGUGUAGGAUUUUAGAGCUUUGAGCUGUAAUUGUGUGCCUCUCGGUUGAAUCUGUAUCCACCAAAAACACUGCUGCCUCUGUAAUGAUGUGUACAGUUUGUGAUAACUUUUGUAAUGACUGAAGUAAACAUUUGGUAUAUAAUUUAUUGUAACUGUUUCAUAUGUAUUUUAAAGACAUAAAUAAAGCAACCAAACUGCUUUAAAA